AUGCAAGCAGAGAAAAACCCUAGCAAAGCCACAGGGGACAGGUCCAUCAGUCUCCAGCAGUGCAGCGAGUGGGGCGCGGGCGACCCUGGUUCCGUUGCGCUGCUUUUGUUCGACCAGGCGGCCGGGGACAUGCGGCGGGAGAGGAGGGAGGAGCUGCGGCGCCACCUCACCGAGGACGCCGACUGGCACCGCGCCGACGGCCGCUCCUUCCACGACUGCCGGCCCGCAUUUAUGCAAGCAGGACCAACUACUGCUGCAUCAGGGUCUGCUUAUGCGGAAUUCGGGAAGACGAAGGUCAUUGUAUCGGUUGAUUACCUUUGCAGGUUUGGGCCAAGAGAAAGUAAGAAAGCAAUGAUGUACAGUGAUGUUGGUAGGCUCAAUUGCAAUGUGAGCUAUACAACAUUUGCCACUCCAGUGCGUGGACAGGGAUCGGACAACAAAGAGUACUCAUCAAUACUUCAUAAAGCUUUGGAAGAUGCUGGAAUCAUGAUGUAUGACCUUGCUACAUCUGUAUCCGUGAACAUCAUCAUCGAUCCAACCUCAGAUGAGGAAGCAUGGCAAGACGGAAGCCUUAUGGUAGCUUUUAUGCCAGCCCGCAAGGAGAUCACACAACUUACGCUCAAUGGAGAGUGGUCUGAUGGCAAAAUCACGUUUGCCUUAUCUACGGCACUAUCAGAGAUGAUACCAAAGCAGUGACAGACUCUUUAACAUUUUGUUGUUUUACCUUCAUCAACAGGCAAUGGAGCUCUGUAUAGAUGCCUGCAGUAAGCUCUGUGGCAUACUGCGGGACCGAUUGAAAGAUACCGCCACCUUGACAAGUGAAUGACAUUGCAGAGGCAACACUUGCAACAACAGAUAUCCUUAGCUGUACAAAUUUUAUAGGCAAGGGAGGCUGGUAGGCCUGAUGUUUGAGUGAGCAUGCAUGGUUAUGGUGAUUAUCUCCUUCAUGGCAAAAUAGUGAAUUGUGAAGCCGGGAAGAAGUUGGGUGGUGUGUUUGUGUCAUGUAAUUUAUACUACUCCUGACCUUUGGCUUCAUGUAGCACCUGUAUCGUCCUU
Messenger RNA from Phragmites australis (common reed), 1056 nucleotides. RefSeq names its product exosome complex component RRP41-like. Lineage: Eukaryota; Viridiplantae; Streptophyta; Magnoliopsida; Poales; Poaceae. The transcript has 6 exons. Gene Ontology annotation, biological process: U4 snRNA 3'-end processing; poly(A)-dependent snoRNA 3'-end processing; rRNA catabolic process. The record is from RefSeq and is a predicted model, not a curated record. Gene Ontology annotation, cellular component: nucleolus; nuclear exosome (RNase complex); cytoplasmic exosome (RNase complex). The coding region runs from base 1 to 696 and encodes 231 amino acids.